UGUAAUUAUUUGAGUGAGGAUAAUAGGCUGAGAUACCGUAUUACUGAAUGCCAUCCUCAAUUUGAAUGCCAAUGCCCUAGUGUUUCGCCGGACCGCACCAAAACUAAAAGGUUCCGGAACCGGAACCGGACUGAAAUAUUGACCUGAUCCGGAACUACCCCUAAAACCAAAAUUUUUUAGGAUUGGGAUGUAAAAGAUAUUAUUUGGGAAGGCUUUCAUUGGAUCGCCACAAUGCUACAACUUCUAAAAAUUGUUAUUAUUAUUGCUUUACCGGUGUUUUUCAAUUUUGUUACAAGCGGUAUUAGCGUUUUGCGUUCAAAACGAGGGUCUGAACGAAAUGACUGGAUGACUGAGAGCGUAUCGACUGAAUCCGACGAAGGGAUGACUCCCUCUACAAUCUCUACCGGUGAUUUUGUUUUUGUAGGUGACAUGGUUUUUGAAAAGAAAAGCGUGGCAGAUGAAAGCUCUGAGGAGGAAGGUGUGCAAAAAAGCGUGAUUAGAAAUAUGAGCAGGUAA
Messenger RNA from Meloidogyne enterolobii, 516 nucleotides. NCBI's taxonomy places the organism in Eukaryota, Metazoa, Nematoda, Chromadorea, Rhabditida, Meloidogynidae. The record is from the annotation of a GenBank genome assembly.